Molecule: messenger RNA, 7572 nt
Organism: Penicillium samsonianum
Lineage: Eukaryota; Fungi; Ascomycota; Eurotiomycetes; Eurotiales; Aspergillaceae
Exons: 12
Coding region: 1-7572 (2523 amino acids)
Biological process (GO): protein deubiquitination
Cellular component (GO): cytosol; nucleus
Molecular function (GO): cysteine-type deubiquitinase activity; cysteine-type endopeptidase activity
Source: RefSeq, a predicted model, not a curated record
AUGGCUGUACCCCCGCCAGAUAGCUCUUACACCCCACCUCACACUCCCUUGAUCGAAGAGUCUCCAUUCAUCAGCGACUCUAUGGAGGAUCUUGAUCCUCAGGCGACCCGGAAACGUCCGCGUCUCGACAGUGGAAGUCGCGUCAGUCCGACCUUGUCGUUGGAUGGAACCUCGCGUACUGCCUCCGUCGCACCUGCCUCCGACAUGGAUGAGGCCUCGGAUUCUGGAAAUCCAGCUAACAAAGUCACCAUUAACACAAAAUCUCCUCCAUCUGUCAUGGCUCCCGACCUCCCUCCCUCCGACCCUGAGCUCCCCGGUAGCGAUCUGGAGCUCCUACCAGAUACCGACGUAGCUCCCAAUCCCAUUUCACUUUCCUCCUCAUCCUCCUCACCCCGAAGCCCUGAAAUCGAAGUUGCUGAACCGGAAGACAUCAAUCAAGACCCGAAUACCUCAAACUGGAAGUCACUGGGCCAAGUGGUGCGGGAUCAAGAUGAGCCCGAAGUGAUAGAGAUCCAAGACAUGGCUCCUCUUUUCGACUCGUUCCCCAAAGUACACACUGAGAUGACACCCCGAGAGAACUUCAAGGCGCUUGGUGAUAUGCUUGAACAUGGACACCCACGGGAAGGCACGGCGCUUGUUACAAUAAAACAAUGGCUUCACACUUGUGCGCGCGAUAUUGAGCGGCUCACAAUCGAGGAAUUUGCGUCGGAUCUAGAUUUCUGGGAAUAUUUGCCCUCCGUCCUGGACCGUCUUUUGCGCAGACAACAAGACCUGCAAUUGGAUGCUAUUGAAGAUCUCUCCGGCUUUUUCGAGCAAUAUCUUCUCGAUUAUUCCCGCAUCGUCCUUCAUCUUGUUCGCUUGGACACCACGCUUCUCAGUGCCGUUGAUGAAGAUGACGAAGAUGUCGAAAUUCCUCCAAGCACCUGUCGACGAUAUCUUCAUAGCUUUUCUUGGAUGUUCCAUGGCAACCAAAUUCCCUUUUUCCGGGUCCUGGAAAAUCAGUCCCGCACUGGAACUUGCAAUCUUUCUGCUCGACUGAAAGCUCAGGUCUCAGCCCCUCCGUUUGAUGCACCCGGCGCCCUCGUUCAAUACGCUUCGCACCUGCUUGCAUUGCUUCCGAAGUGUCCGCAAAUCGUCACCAUGCUUCCAGCCCCUUUGGUCAACAUGCUCGCAUUGUUUGAAUGCGACACGGAGAUUGACCAAAAUGGUGGUUCUGAUUCUCCCGUUGACCUGUCUGUCGAUUCAACCAGCCUUCAGCCUUUUUACGAUACCGUUCGAGGAAUCGACAAAGUAUACAACACGUUUGUCGAAAAGAAGUCGCAACUGGCCACCAGUGAAUUGAGCGAUAGUCUUCUGAACCCAAUUUUCCGCAGCUACCGUUUCCUUUGCUUCGGUUACUCGGAAUUUUUGCUUCAACUUGCCCAAGAAUUGUCGAUCCAAGUACCCGAGGAGGCAGAUGCAGAGCAAGCCGCUUUGUGUGUUAUUUGGACAUGGAAAUUCGAUACCUUGAAAAGGCAAAUCAUGGAAGGUCGAAUGGAGCUUCGUGUCCACGGCGUUGAAAUGAUGCAAUCGGAUUUGGUUAGCAUCUGGGGUCAAAAUGUAUCCCAGAACCGCGAGGGGAUCGAAUCGCCGUUCCUGAAAUACUUGGUUGAAUAUCUUCGAGAAAACAAGAUCCUCGAUUAUCUUGUGGGCAUUGACUCACACCCACAGUUGAUCAGCCGCAGCAGUAACAUCUUUGGGUUUCUGAUCGUGACGGCGAAAUACACCGACCAUGACACGGAUGUUAUCUGGAAAACCGUCACCGAGAGCCAAGAUGAUCGCACUGUCUGUGAGGUCAUGUCCAUGCUCGCACGAACCUUUGCUAUGCAUCAGUCGAGGUCUAAGGCGUUGCUCUAUGUGUGCUCAAAAUUACUUGAGUUUCCCUUGGAUCGCUUCGACAGUCGGAUAAUCGAUUUCUGUGAGCAGCUGGUGCCUCGAAUGCGCGAACGGCCCGUGGAUCGCGAUCGGGACUACCGCAACAUGUCCGGUGAUGAGAAUAUCGAUUCUAUUCCACUGAAGCUCUGCAUCCGCCUAAUCCGGGAGAGCUCGGGGGCGAAGGACCUCCCACUGGAACAAAAGGAACUUAUGCAGGGAUUUGGAACCGAGCAGCUGGGACAGUUCAUCAAGGCUGGACUCAACGAAACCGACAUGGCAGAGACAUAUGAGCGCUGCAUUCAAGACAUUGGAGAGAUGAAUGAAUGCACUGCGGGCAGCAUCCAAGUUUUGAAUGCACUAGUACCCCGUGAUGAUGCACGAGAACUUUGGAAACUUGCGACUGAUUUCGACUUGACGCGCUUGGUGAUAAUCGAACUUCACCAUCUCGUUACUCAAGACCACGCUAAGCUCAAGGAUCCGUCUGCCAAACACGGCUUUUCCUCGCGGGUGGAAAUCCUGCGGCGUCUUAUUGAUCUGGCCCCAGAGACUAUCACACCUGAUCUCGGGAAUACGCUCUGGAAGGAGAUUUUCAUGUCCGAGAACCUGACUCCCGAGGAGCGUCAAACGAUUUGGAAAAUGAUGGUUGAUCUCACCAACCGUACCAUCAAAGAGAACCCGUUUCUCGAACUAUGCACCCAUGAGUAUCUACCAGCUGUGCUUCCAAAGGACUACUCGCGCGAGGUGUUAUGGUUCGCUCAACAGUCGGUUCACUACGAGAUUCGAAUCAAAUCACCUCCCAUUGUCGGGGAAAAUGAAGUCAUAUCUAUUCCUGGAAUGGAUCGAAUCUGGAACUUCAUACUGACGGCACCCCCACAAUCGAUCGAAGCCGAGGCCAUCAAGUUCGCUAUCGAUAGCUAUCUGGACCACGGUAUUGUUCGCAGAUCCCCCCGAUCGGCUAUCGACGCUACUCAUAUUGCUCUUGUCAAUCGCUGCGUGGACCAACUGAAGUCUGCCGCUGUCGCGUUGAAACCAUCUUGCAAUGGAACAGCCGAUGACGAUGUUUCUAUGGAUAUCGGCAAUUCCAAUGGCGAUGUCGGAACCGAUGAACUUAUGUUCAGCCGGUCUUUACAUUUCCUUCGUCAAUUACUCCAUGGAUUGCGAACUCGGCCGCAGUAUAGCUCACCUCGUGGCUCUCCGCCUACCCUCCCGGAACGUCCCCUGAAAGGCGAACCCAUUGAAUUUCGAUAUCAAUGUUUCAAUGGCGCUUCCAUGUCCAAAAUCUGUUCAAAGCGCAUUGGUGGUCUCUCCACGGCUGCCGAGCUUGUGGAAAUGCUCGUGCAACUGAGUCGAUUCUCUAAGUUUACUGCUAUACUCGGUGGACAGAAGGUCGAGUUGCUGCAAGAUCCAGAGGCACUUGUGAAAGACUUAAAGCUCUCUUCAGGUUUACUCAUUCUUCGAAAGGCCCCCGAUGCCCAUGAAAUAACGUGGUCUGGGAGACGGCAGUCUCUGACAGCAGUGGACAACGAAGUGCUGAAGCACUUCGACGAGCUGUAUGAUAUGCUUGACCUCAAGGAUGAUUUGGCUCGACAGAUAAUUGACUUCCUGGUUGUCUUCCCGCCUCAAGUGCGGGCCCUCGAACUUGUUCGAUCCAACAACAAUACCGAGAAAGACAUGUUCCCGUUGCAAAGACCCUUCAAGGCCUUGUACUCCUUGAAUACAUUGUCAAUGUGUCUCCACGAGGAGGCUGCAGAGAUGUCUCCAGACCAAGCUUUUGUGUCUCAUAGCAACCGGGUUUUGGUUGCGUUCCUCACGUCAGAUGAAUUGUUCAGCUCUCUCUCCGGUAACUCGAUAACCACUGUCCUCGCCACUAGAGCCAUCGAAUGCCUUCUGCUGGCUAUAUCUGUCUAUCGCCCGACUGAUGAUGAGUCCGUUCUUAUUACCGAUCCAAUGUCUUUGGUCCGACGCGUUCUUGACCUGCUUGAAAUUGGCCGCACCGGUCCCACAGAUCCACCGGUUGGUACAUGCGCCCAAAGUUUGAUUUGCAAUUCUUUUGCGGUCCUAGUCGAGGGCUCAUUGCGCGACCUUAACGUCUGGAACGCCGUUAAACAGCAUGCGGAGUUUGAUGGCUUGAUCCUAUCUCUACUCCUGGAAGAAGAGCGGAAGCCAAUCCGGACUGAUAUUUUGGAACGCUUGAAGAUAAUCUGUGGCCCGCUGAAACCGUUUAAGCUGUCAAUGAAAAAGCCCGAUACGGAAUCUCCUACUGCGGAAAAUCCCAACCGGAUCGACAUGCUUGCCACUAUUUGGUCUUCAUUUUUGCAAGUGAUCCCCAAGACCAUUGAACAUGUUCCCCAGUCGGAAGAGUUCUUCCACGCUGCUUUAUGGAUGUUCCGCACAGUCGCACAGAAAUCGCCUCUGGACUUGAUAUUCAACGAGUAUCUUCAACAAUGGAGUGCAGUUAUGCUCACUCACCAAACAGAAGAGUUUGUUGGGCGUGAGCCGGCAGAUAAUUUGAUCAUCGGGUUUUCUGCUUUGUUAGAAUGGUGUCUGGAAUUGGCCAACGCCGCGGGCGUUACUUUGGUCACUUUGAACAUCGCCGAGGAAAUAUUCAACAAGUACCUGUUCCCAGAUUUCUCUCCAGACACGGUGGAACAUGCAGUCCCUCAGGUUCCAGUCAUGCACAGCUACACUCGAUCGAGUCUUUACAAUCUUGUGAGCUUGUUGUGCAAGCAGAGCGAUGAGACUUAUUGUCAAGUUUUGGAGCUCCUCAACACAAAUGUUCCACGAGACUCCCAUUAUCUGGAAUAUGCCUACAAUAGAUCGCUAAUGCUCCGGUCCCCGGAAGGCUAUGCGGGCCUCAAGAAUCUCUCGAACACAUGUUACUUGAACUCCCUCAUGACCCAGCUUUUCAUGAAUAUUGAGUUCCGAGACUUUAUCCUGAAUCUCCCCAUUGCUGAUCGGAUAUCUCAAAAGCUACUCUAUGAAACCCAGCGCCUGUUUACAUGGAUGCAGGAGACUUGGAGCAAGAGCAUUGAACCCUCAGACUUUGUGAAAAGCAUUCUCACAUACGACAACGAGGAGAUUGAUGUGACCGUCCAGAUGGACGUUGAUGAGUUCUACAACCUUCUCUUUGACCGCUGGGAGGCUCAGGUUCUCGAUACCGAAAAGAAGAAGACGUUCCGGUCUUUCUAUGGAGGGCAGCUUGUUCAGCAAAUCAAGUCAAUGGAAUGCGAUCAUAUCUCGGAAAGACUAGAGCCAUUCUCUGCGAUUCAGUGCGAGAUCAAGGGGAAAGCGACUCUUGAAGACAGUUUGCGGGCCUACGUGGCAGGGGAGGUGAUGCAGGGAGACAACAAAUACUCUUGUACCUCAUGUGGCCGGCAUGUAGAUGCUGUGAAGCGUGCUUGUCUGAAAGAUGUUCCUGACAAUUUGAUCUUCCACCUGAAGCGGUUUGACUUCGACAUGGUGCACAUGCUGAGAAGCAAGAUUAAUGACGAGUUCCAAUUCCCUCACCACAUCGACAUGACUCCCUACACGGUCGAGCAUCUCUCUGACCCGGAGCAGAAAAUUGCACCGGAUAUCUUUGAACUGGUUGGGGUUCUUGUGCACACUGGUACGGCCGAAUCGGGCCACUACUACUCAUAUACCCUUGAACGUCCCUCGUCUGGCGGCGAAGCAAAUUGGGUCGAGUUCAACGACUCCGAUGUCGGCAAAUUCGACCCUAGCACAAUCGCAGGUCAAUGCUUUGGUGGUCCGAGUGAGACGAUGCAGUACAUGAAUGGAGCACCUAAGAACAAAGUGUGGAAUGCAUACAUGUUGUUCUACCAACGCGUGUCCACGAUCGAGAAGUCCAAAGAAAUCUUCAAGCCAACGAAGCCCAACCUCCCUAUACACCUCCCGGUAUCAAUUUCGACCCAGAACUACAUUGCCAUGGACAACGAAAUGCUCAUUCGGAUUUACUGUCUUCUGGACCCACAAUACGCAUACUUCGUGGGCAGAUUGCUUCAGCGGUGGCCCGACAUGGCAACAGAAAAUGUCAACAAGACUAGGGCAGAGUCAUUGGCCAUCAAUGUCGGAAUGGACACCAUUGAACAAUUGGUUACGCGUACUAAGCAUUACCAAGGACACCAGGAGGUUUACAGCGAACUCGUCGACAUGAUCAACAAAAGCCCCAAUGCGGCUCAAUCGGCUCUUGAGUGGGUUAUUAAUCGGCCAACCUCAAUUUACAAUCUUAUGAUCAAGACGCAGAACCCGGAAAUCCGAAGCAAGGGAAUUUCGCUUGUCAAUUAUGCCCUAAACCAUCUCCACUUGAUGUCCACAAGCCAGGAUCUCGAUGAAGAUGAACGGAUCUCAUGGCGCGACCGAUUCGAUGAAGCCAUUCAGCAGAUUGUGCCCAUGGUGACAGCUCUCUGGACCGACGUUCAAUCCCUUUUGCGAAUUUGGGAUGACUACUUUGGCAUCUUAUUGAAGUUUUGCAACUAUGGCCCAGAGAUCAUCCAGGUCUUACUCGACCAAGGUCAUUUUGCUGCCUGUCUGGAGAUUCUCUGGAUCGAUGAGGACGAUACGAAGAAGCUGCGGAUCCGGUAUCCCAAUUAUGUGCGCCUCUUGAACAAAGGACGUCGGUUCAACCAUCUGAUUUUGCUGUCAUUGUGCUUGGUCUUUCUCAAGCACGUUGACCUUUCGCUCCGUCCAACUCCCAUUGGUGGACAACGGCGGUUUUUGAAUGGCAAGUUCUCAACCAGCGCCAGAGAAACGGAACUCAUCAAGGACGUUGAGAAUGAUGGGUCUUUGUCUAUCUUGCUGAAGCUUCUGAAGCAUGAGACUCUUUCGAGGAGCCAGACUACACGCGCGUUCAUUGGAGUUCUGUUAGACGGGGAGCCUGACGCAGGUUUGUUGGAUGCGAUUCAACUGACACUGGAGAAUGGCGUCAGACUCGAACCCGCCAUCAUGUGCACGCCAUUCCUGGAGGCAGCCACAACGUUCUGCCAGCGUUGUCCGGAAAAGAGGCGAGUCAUGCACAUGAUCGACUUCAUUGCCAAGGGGGUCGAGAGCAUUGACAACAGCGGCGGCCUGGAGCAUAUUGACUUCUUCAUGUGUCUCUGUCGCGGUAAUAACGAGCGGCUAAAUAUGGACUCCGCUAAUUUUACUGAGGUUGUUCUUGACAAUAUCUCGGUCUGGGCCCCGACUUUGCUCAUUGAUAAGGACGAGACUGUCCGUCGCCAUAUGCAGAAUAUCCUCGACGAGAUGAUCUUCUACGAUAAGAUCGUGGAGGACAACGCAGAGGACUCUGGACAGAAUGGCGAAGGGCAGACCAUUAUCACACCAGAGCGGCGCCAUAGCAUUUGUCGUCGGCUGCUGAACGCAUGCAUCGAGCGGCUCAAGUCAGCAUUCCUGACCGAACAGCUCAGUCAUAUUGACGCCAGACUGCUUGAGAACAUUACCCCGGUGAUCAACUAUUGUUUGGCAACUUUUUAUGACGACUCUGAGACGGACCAGCAAGAAGUUCAACAGGCCAAUGAACUCCUCUCCCUCCUUAAAUCGAUGUCGCUCGAAGAAGUCCCUGAUGACCCGCCUUCCGAAUCGGACAUGGCCUCAGUUGAGGAAUGGGACGCAAACUCAGCGAUCGCAUCUGAUUCCGAAAUGGGGGUCGCUGGAUCUCCUUAG